AUGUCGCUGUCUUCUUCUUUCUCAAAGAGGAGUUUACUUUGUGCGACGCAGAGGAGGCGUUUUUGUGGGAGAAGAAGAAGAAAUUUUUCGAGAAUUGGAUUGGCGGCACCGAGACCAUCAUCGUUUUCAUUUUCAUUUUCAUCAUCCGACGACGACUCUCAGAAGAAAGAGUCGAACGACGACGACAACAAAAACGCGGAUGAUUUCGACGAUUCAGACGACGAAAAGAAGAAUAACAACGUUACCAUCAUUAAAACUGCGCUCAGAUUCGACGUCGUGGCGAAACUCAAGCCAGGAGAAACGCUCAAAAUUGUCGGGUCGAUUCCUGAGCUCGGAAAUUGGGAUUGUGAAAAUGGGUUGGCGUUAGCGUGGUCGGAAAAUCACCGGUGGAAAGGCUCGAUUGAAAUUGAACGAUUGAUUUUUGGAAGUCAUCAUCACGAAAAUGGUGGUGAUACGUUUGAAGAGGAAAAGGAGAAGGAUUUUCGAGCUCCCCGCGCGGCGGCGAUGGACGAACCGGCGACGAUGAAGUGCGUGAUUGAGAAAAAGAAGAGGAAUAAUGAAGGUGAUGAUAACGAGGAAGGUGAUGACGAUAACAAUAAUUACGUGUGGGAGGAAGGGAAGAACAGAGGAGUUGAGUUGUUCUCGUACGACGUCGCGUGUAUAAACGGAGAGUUGAGGUACCCGGACGCCACGGUGACGGGAGCGUUUGGCCAUCCGGGAGAAACGACGGUGGUUUUCGACGACGCGAUGUACGCGAAGAAGAUAAUGAAGGAAAACGAAAGCGAAGAAGGAAGACGAGAGGCGAUGGAUGCGGCGGAACGGAGUCGAGAGUGCUUGAUAGAGUGGGAGGAGAAACAGGAGAAAGGAGAAGAAGGAAGCCUUACGAGUAGUAGUGGUAGUAGUAGUAGUAGUAGCGGUAGUAGUAGUAGCGGUAGUAGCGACGGCGAGGACGUCGCGAAAGCGCGACACGACGAAGAAGCGGAAGAAGCAGAUGACGCGCAAGAAGUAUCCGAGAUGAUUAAAGAAGAAGAAAAAGCAGCAAGAAUAAGAAGAAAACGUAUCAUCGAUGAAUCGAAGUUCACUCCGUCUGUCGUGCGCGUCGCCAACGUCGACACAAUGAACAGCAAAUGGCACUUAAAGUUAGAAUCAGUCAAAGGUAUCGUUGGUUUCAACGUUCCGGAGUUGGACGACGAGAAGCUCGCGACGGCAGCCACGUAUUUACGAUGGGUCUCCGCGGGUACGAUCGAGUGCACGCAUCCUGAAGGCGCGAUACCUCGCAACGAAACUGAAAACGCUGAAGAGUACAACGAGAAAAGACGAGCGGCGAUUGAAGCGCGCUCAAUUUUUGCCAGCGUGGAAAAAGUCGAAGGCGAGACGUACCAGUUUGGUCAAAAAUUAACCACCUCUGAGGCGAGCUUAGUGAGGCACAUCAACCCGUGGUUACCGAGCUUUGACGCGAGGUUUGCUCCGAUGGCACCCUUGACAAAAAUUCGCGACUUGUGCAACGCCGUCGAAAACGACGACGAACAUAAAGACGCCGUGCCGGAAUGGUUGAAAACAGAAGUAAAACACUCCAUCGAGGGUAACUUGCUCAAAAACUUUGACGCGGACGCGUUAACUGCCACGCGUCGCAUCUUGGAUAAAGUUCGAAGAUUAAACAACACGGACGAAAACGAAGAAGCGUCGAUUAAUGAAAGCUUUGUGGAUGAUUUGAACGCGUUCUACGUCGAGUUGAAAUCCUUCCUCGGCGGCGGUCAAGUGUUUGAGAGAUUAGACGACGUGAGAGAUCGAUUGGACGACGAAAGUGACGUCAUGCAAAGCGUGGCGACGUUGUAUUCGGCACAUUUUGCCGCGCAAUCGGCGCGGAUCACCUCCUCGUUUAAUACGAGCGGUAGCGGUGGUAGAAACAACAACAAUAACUACGAUGACGACGAUGACGUUAAAAAUAUCAACGAGAACCGCGGGUGGUUUUCCGAGGAAGGCGAACAAACUUUGAACGCGUUGAGAGCGGCGACGAGAGUUCGCGCGCACUUUUGCUCCGGUCUAGUCACCGGGCUACGCAACGAUGCUCCGGAUGAAGCGAUUAACGAGCGCCAUCGAUGGCGUCAGUGCGAAACGGCGCUCGAACAGUACGCGUUUUUGAGGUUGGCGGCGAUUGAGAAGAUGGCGCGAACUUCGAACGUGUACGAGGAGGUUUUGUCUUCCUCUGGUUCGAACGUGGACGCACAGUGGCAACGCAUGAGUGAAAUCCUCGCCAUUGGUUUAAGACACGUUGGGAUGAGUGGAUAUGAGCGACGCGAGUGCGAAACCGUCGCCGCUGAAUUGGAAACGUGGUGUAACGUCAAAUCUCGCGGGAGUUCAAAGAAUAGUCCACCAACUGAAUCAAUCGAAUCGCUUCGAAGACUUCGCGCGAGUUUAAACAGAGCUCGACGCAUUGUUGAUAGUAAAUUGAACUCAAUCGUGGAAGGUUUCGCGCUCGCACCGGAAAUUUUAGGAUACGCGCUCGGAUUACCCGAAAACGUUGGCGAAGACCACGUCGAGUUUGCGAUUCGCGAAGACGUAUCGUUCGAAAUUCUCCUGUUAUUGAACGCGUGCGAGAAAGCCAUUAAUGCGGCGAUUCACAAAGCAACAUCGUCGUUAUCAUCAGCAAACGAGAAUACGAAAACGUUUAAGAUUAUAUCUUCGACUGCGAUGGAUACCACGAGAACGGAUGUGUGUCGCGUAGUCGUCAUCGACGGCGCGCUGAACGAAGAGGCGUUGCAACGCGCGACGACGACCAAAUCAGGUAGUAGGAAGAAAAACGGUACAGUGCAAAGUGAAAACGAUAACUUGUUCGUUGUCGUGCGGAGGAAUAGUAACGAUGAUGCCGCAUAUCGCGAUGAAACUGAAUUUGAGUUUGGCGAAGCGUAUGCCAAUCGCGUUAAAUGCGUCGCAUUUAUUUCGGCAUCUUCCUCGUCAUCAUCUGCCUCAGAAAAGAAGAAGAGAAAGAAGAAAAAGAGCUCGUUAUCCUCUAAAGAACCGCAGAUGUCAAACGCAACUAUCGCUGCUGGCAAAGCGUACGACGAAACGGAUAUUCUUUAUGUGGACAAACUUCUCAUGAAAGCGAUGAAAACGUCCGCGAGAAAUCACGCGAGCAUAAAGUAUCCCAUCGUUUCCACGGACGAUACCAACGAGAUUGUAAACUUGAUGAGCAUGGCAAAAGUUGGCCAGCGCGCGAUGGUGUCCAUCUCGCCUGCUCUCGGUGUCCAAAUUUCUGCCCACGAUGAAGAUGACAUUACUUUCGCGAAGACGCCAACUGAUCACGAACGAUUGGAUGCAAACACCAUCAAGUGGGAAACCGGCGACGGAUGUUUCCUCGCACUCGACGACGCUACACGACAAACGUGCGGUGAAACGGCUCAUACGUUUCGCGUGCUCGAGAAUGUUGGCAUCGUCGUCCCUUUUGGUAUGUGCGAUAUUUUCAACAGGCAAACGUCGCUUGCUGAACGCAUCGAGCAGAUCGAAUCUUACGGCGAAGGUGUGCUUUCCAACGCGGAAGACGAACGACUCGCCGAGCACGCUUGCGAUGACAUUCAGGAGAUUAUCAAGAACAAUCCUUUACCGGAUAAAUUCAUCGAAAAUGCUCUGAAAGGAAUCAAUAGCGAUACUUCCAACGAUAUAAUCGCCGUGUCUGUUUCAGGUUCUUCCAACAACGACGUCGACGAUGCCACGCUCGAUUUGAUGGAGACGCAUUGCGAAGCGAACAACUCGCAAGCCGUAUCCAAAGCCAUCUCGGAUAUCUGGGCGUCUAUUUGGACGAUUGAAGCCGUGAAGCGUCGCGCCAUGCACAAGAUAAAACAGUCCGAGGCGUCCAUUGCAGUCGUCGUGCGUCGCGCGAAUCAUUUCGAAAAAAGCUUUGCCGUUUCGAUCGGGGAUGAUGGCGAUGAAAUUCGUGAGAUUCGAUUGCGCGUCGGCCUUCGCGCCUGUCCCCGUUUCGACGAAUGCGAGUGGACGAUGUCAGCAAUUGAAAAUUCAGACGAUGCGUUCGAAACCGUGACAUUCGCCAACAUCUCCGAAGCGUCUCGGUCGCGCAAAACUGCCCCGUGGUUCGGUAAAAUCACCUCGGAAAGAGUUACGUAUAGCCAAGAACCUUUGAGCGUCUCCAAAGACGAACGGGUAAAGGCGUGCGAAAACGUCUUGAAAGUUUGCCGAGAUUUUUUGAAGGACAACAAGAACAACAAGAACAACAAGAACGACGACGACGACGACGACGACAAAAAUGGCGAAAACGCCGCAUCGAUAGAAGAACUUCGAGGCGGCUUCGAAGGCGGCAAGUGCAUAAUAUCCUCCGUAAAGUUUCGACGACGAUGA
Messenger RNA from Bathycoccus prasinos, 4350 nucleotides. RefSeq lists its product with no specific name. Bases 1 to 4350 code for a protein of 1449 amino acids. Gene Ontology annotation, biological process: phosphorylation. Lineage: Eukaryota; Viridiplantae; Chlorophyta; Mamiellophyceae; Mamiellales; Bathycoccaceae. The transcript has a single exon. The record is from RefSeq and is a predicted model, not a curated record. Gene Ontology annotation, molecular function: starch binding; ATP binding; kinase activity.